Molecule: messenger RNA, 1275 nt
Organism: Phaeoacremonium minimum UCRPA7
Lineage: Eukaryota; Fungi; Ascomycota; Sordariomycetes; Togniniales; Togniniaceae
Product: putative cellobiohydrolase ii protein
Exons: 3
Coding region: 1-1275 (424 amino acids)
Biological process (GO): cellulose catabolic process
Molecular function (GO): hydrolase activity, hydrolyzing O-glycosyl compounds
Source: RefSeq, a predicted model, not a curated record
AUGCCGAGUGGCAUGCUGAUUCCUCCAAAGUCUUCAAGCACGACCAGUACCACAACUAGCACCACGACCAGCAAGGCUAGCUCUGCAACGAGCUCUUCCUCAAAGGCAGCUAGCAGCUCCUCCACCACGAAGCCUGUGUCCUCGACGACCACACAAGCUGGCGGUGGCAGCCCAGGUGCCACGGCGUCCUAUACAGGAAACCCCUUUGUCGGCGUCCAGCAGUGGGCCAACUCGUACUAUGCUUCCGAGAUCUCAGCAUAUGCGAUCCCAACUUUGACGGGAGCCAUGGCAACCAAGGCUGCUGCCGUUGCCAAAGUGCCCACUUUCCAAUGGCUUGACACUGCCGACAAGGUCCCUACUUUGAUGGCCCAGACCCUUUCCGACAUUCGUGCCGCCAAUAAGGCCGGUGCUAGCCCUGCGUACGCAGGCUUAUUCGUCGUCUACGAUCUUCCUGAUCGUGACUGCGCUGCGGCAGCUUCCAAUGGCGAGUACAGCAUUGCAAACGGCGGCGUGGCCAACUACAAGGCGUACAUCGACGCCAUUAGAGCGCAGCUCAUCGCAUUCAGCGACAUUCGCAUCAUCCUGGUCGUCGAACCAGACUCCCUGGCGAAUCUUGUCACGAACCUCAAUGUUGCCAAGUGCAGCAAUGCUCAGUCUGCUUAUCUGGAAUGCACCAACUACGCCCUCACACAGCUCAACCUUGCCAAUGUCGCCAUGUAUCUGGACGCUGGUCAUGCUGGCUGGCUUGGUUGGCAGGCAAACCUUUCUCCCGCCGCUCAGCUCUUCGCCAGUGUAUACAAGAACGCAAACAGCCCCAAGGCAGUCCGUGGCCUUGCCACUAAUGUCGCCAACUACAAUGGUUGGAAUUUGACUAGUGCGCCGUCAUACACCCAGGGCAACAGCAUCUAUGACGAGAGUCUCUAUGUCCAAGCCAUCGCUCCCCUUCUCUCCCAGAACGGCUUUGAUUCUCACUUUAUCACCGACCAGGGACGCUCCGGGAAGCAGCCGACAGGUCAGCAGGCUUGGGGCGAUUGGUGCAACCAGAAAGGCACUGGAUUCGGUAUGCGACCAUCCACAAAUACUGGACUUGAGCUUGAGGAUGCUUUCGUCUGGAUCAAGCCCGGUGGUGAAUGCGAUGGCACCAGUGACACGUCAGCGGCGCGUUAUGACUACCACUGCGGUUUGAGCGAUGCUCUCCAGCCUGCACCGGAAGCCGGCACAUGGUUCGAGGCAUACUUCGAGCAACUUCUGACGAACGCCAACCCGGCUUUCUAA